AUGGGUUUGAAGCAGGGUUUUGAAAGUUGCAAUGAGGAGGAAGCUGGAGGCAGUGGAGAUUCAUGUCUGAAAGAAAUAUGUGAGACACAUCAGUUGUUAUUGGACCAUGAAGAGAUUCUGGCUCCUGACAGCAAUGAUCGGCUUCACACUUUGUUGUCAGACCUUGGAGAGAGACCCUCUGUGCAGAGUCUGGUGGGAGAAACUAUUGAGCCUGGGUCUGGUUCAGUUGGCCGAAUGGAGGUGUGUCUUGCCCUCACUAACAAGUUUGACAUGACUGAAGCUGCAGAAGAUAAAGAUGCCAAAGAAUUUAACAAACUCUUUAAUAGAACAAAGCAACUCUUGGUGGAUGUCAUAAAGUGUGUUGAGGGCGGAGUAAUUGGAGAGCUGGUGACAGGGCCUACAUUACCACCCCAAGAGGAAAAGUACCGAAGCAUUGUCCAUACUCGUGGUCAGCAAGAGCACCAAGCUAAACUAAAUCAUACCACACUUAAUCGUUCAAAUUCUUUCCUUUCUGAAACUAGGGUUAGUCUUCAUGAAGUAAAGACACGCUUGAGUCACAACCUGCGUCGGCUAGAGAAUCAAGGUCUGAGUUCACGUUCAGAUAAUUACCAAACACUUCUCAAUUCUAUUGCAAGUGAUAUUGUCAACCAAAGACAGCAUCGAAUAUGUAGAAAAAUGGAGCUCCAGAGAUUGUUGAUUACUGCCAAACAACUUGAGGAUAAGGAGCAGUUUUACAAGGAACAGCUUGACUCCUAUCACACAUACCUAAAAACUUGCCUCAAAAAUAUUGCUGCUAGAAAUAAGAAUGUGCAUCAGACAUACGGCAAACAGGGUGGUGAAAAGGCUCGAUCUAAGCAGACACUUAAAUAUACAGCUGCAAAGCUUAUAGAAAAAGGUGUGUUACUGGAUGUUGAAGAUCUUCCAGAAUCUCAGCAUAAAAACAUUUUGUUUGAGAUCACUCCUCUAGCCACCACAGGAAUUUUCUAUGUACAAGCAAAGUUUAUGGGUGUUCCCAUGGAAAAUGUUGAGAUUGAUAUUCAGGAAUUACUUCAGUUGCAGUAUGAAGGAAUAAAUGUCAAGAAAAUGUUCUCAAAGUCAAAGUGAAUGUGAAUCUACUUAUUUACUUCCUUAAUGCAAAGUUCUAUUCAAAGAAGAAAUUAGUUUUCUAAAGUUCAAAAGUUUACACAAUUAAAAUGUGUUGCAGAUGUGCUAAGUUUAAUAAGAAUAAGUGACAUAGCAACUAAGAGUAGCACAUUCUAAGUCACAAUUUAAUGUUUUAUUCCCACCAAGACAGACUGAUUCAAAGAUGAGAAGUCUUUCAUUAACACUUGCUCUCUAGCCACUUUUCCAGAAGUGCACAAGUAUAGUUGAUCUAGAAAGUUGUGCACUUUUCUCUCAUUAACUGGUAAAAGAUCCUUUUUCAUCAUUUUUCUACAGAACAUCAUGCAAUUUAAAGUUAAAAUAUGCUUAUAGUUGAAAUUGCUCCUUGCUAUAGGAGUGUUUGAAAAAAUUUGUCAUGCCUGUAUGUAAAUGAGAUGCUCUAAUAUGACAAAAUAAUAUAUUUAAAUAUUCAGUACAAAGCAUUUAGUAAUUGAUUACUCAGUCCUUAGUACUAUUUUUCACAUUCACUUAAUCUUCAAGCAUAUCAAAUACAGUGGACCCCCGCUUAACGAUCACCUCCAAAUGCGACCAAUUAUGUAAGUGUAUUUAUGUAAGUGCGUUUGUACGUGUAUGUUUGGGGGUCUGAAAUGGACUAAUCUACUUCACAAUAUUCCUUAUGGGAAAAAAUUCGGUCAGUACUGGCACCUGAACAUACUACUGGAAUGAAAAAAGUUCGUUAACCGGGGGUCCACUGUAUAUUAAAGAAUAUGCAAGCAAUAGAAAGUAUGCCAAAGAAUUCUACAGGCUGGUAUGCUCAUAAUAUGUAUGAAGUGAUUGUUACGCAAUUGUCUUUGGAAAGGCAUGGAGUGAAUGAGGAUUGGUUCAGAAGAAUACAAAAAUUGCAAAUACAGGGGCACGAUAAUUUACCUGGAGUUUACCUGGAGAGAGUUCCGGGGGUCAAUGCCCCCGCGGCCCGGUCUGUGACCAGGUAAAUUUUUUUUUGAAGUGCUUAUGGAGAGAUAAUGUACAGAUAGAGAUAUGGCAGGUUACCCAGAAAAGCAUUACGUAUCAGGAAACAAGGCGCUGAGAAAUGGUGCCCAAAGUAAUUUUCUCAUACUACUGUGUGUAUGAGUGAUGCCAUUUGUUUACUUUACACAUUUUGGAUUAUACUUUGAUGCAGUGGCAUUUGGUGCAAAUAUAUUGAUGAAUAACUAUCAUUAGAAAAAAAUUCAAACCUUAUCAAGGAGCAGUUAAUUUUUUUUCUAUAAGGACAUGCCAGAUUCUUAACACUUUUUAUUAUAGAAUGUUAGUGUCAGUAUUCUUAGUAAUGAGAUUUACUUUUUAGACAUUGCUGAUAUCUUUUUUUUUUUUUUGUCAUGUAUCACUUAAGAAUUCAGAGGUGCUAUUUAUAGAUUUAUUAAAAAGGUAAAUAUUAGCAGCCACUGAGAAAAUAUAUGUUCAAUUGCCAUAGUUGAUACAUAUAUACAGUGGAAUCUCUACUAUUCAGUCAUGUUCUUUGUCAUGCAGAUAGCAAACCCUCAGUUUAAUGGACUGAUCUGGGGGGGGGGAGCAUCCGUUAACCCUUAAACUGUCCAAACGUAGAUCUACGUUUACGUGCGUAGUGAGCCGACCUUGAUUUUCUCCAUUUGAAAGCAUGUAAAAAAAAAAAGAACGUAGAUCUACGUUUGGACAGUUUAAGGGUUAAAUCCACAUCAUGAAAAUGUCACGAUUGUAACAGAUUUAAUGGACUUUGUUAAAUCCAAAAUUAAUUUACCCAUGUGACUGUAAGUAUAAUGGACAGUCCUGGAUUUAAUGGCUUUAGUCUGUUGCUUCUGAAUAUUGUUUGGCUACAGAGGUUGUCUGUUACAUUGAGGUUUUUCUUUAAUUUUAGUAGAUUGCAGUCCCUUCCCUGAGUCGUAUUCAUAAUUUAUGUAGCAUAGAACAGUGGCACACAAACUACUAGGAAAAUGGAUAUUUAACAAGGCCUGAGCGUGUUAGAUAGGAGUGAAUGGAGACGAAUGGUACUUGGGACCUGACGAUCUGUUGGAGUGUGAGCAGGGAUUCAGGGAAACCGGUUAUUUUCAUAUAGUCGGACUUGAGUCCUGGAAAUGGGAAGUACAAUGCCUGCACUUUAACCCUUUGACUGUCGAAGGGCCAAAUCCUGAAGUUGCUUCUGGUGUCGCAAAAUAUUUGAAAAAAAAAAAAUUAUUUUUUCUUAUGAAAUGUUAGAGAAUCUUUUCCCGAUUGUAAAGACACCAAAAAAACGAAAUUUGAUGGAAAACUGACGGAAUUACGCUCUCACGAAGUUAGCGACCGGCGAUAUUUAAAAAUCGGCAAUUUCGCCCACUUUGAGCCCUAUUUUCGGCUAAUUCCGUUAUUCCAGUCAACCAAACUCAUAACUAUUUCUUCAGAACUCUAUUUUUUCUAUCGAUUGAGUACAAGAAACUGCCCAUUUACCGAUUUCAACUACCCAAUAACAUGGUCAGAAAUUUGCAAUUUGGCCAAUUUCACGAAAAUUAAAAAAUACGACAAUUUCAAAAUAAGGUCCAGAAUGAACAAUGCAGACAUUCCUGGCUCUAAAAUAACAUUUUCUUUGUUCAUCAGUCAUGUCUCCAGGUCCCUGUGAUAUUACUCUUGCUUUUUAUUUUGAAAUUUUAUUCAAACAAAAAAUAGAAGAUUUACUGUUAUGCAGACUACUGCAAUACUGUAAUAAUUGUAAAAAUUACAUCAACCCAUUCAUGAGUGCGUAUUAGAAUGGCUAUUUGGACAUUUAUUGGACAAUGACAUCAUUUGUUUACUUUUGAACAUCGGCAAAAAUCAAACAUUUCCUGUACUUUGUGCUCCAUUUCCAGGUUCUUUUUAUAGUAAAAUUAAUCAAAAUCACCUCCAUUUCUAUAAUAUAGUUUCCAUUCUAUCAAAUGAGACCAAGAAAACGAGAAUACAACCACAAAUACUAUACGAAAAUAGACCACAAAGUCGGCAUUUUAAUUAAAAAAAACGGUCGGAGUUUUUUUUUCUCAUUAUGCACUGCGUGCUCCAGGAUUUUUUUUGUGGUGCACACUGACCACACAGACCCAUUCUCUCACAUGUGGGCCUACUAGCUUUCUCCUGCCUGAUUUGAAGCCGCUAGAAUUUAUGAGUAUAUAUACGUCAAACACUGUACCUCACAAACGUAUAUAUACGGCCGCGACAGUCAAAGGGUUAAAGAAGGGGUUUGGGAUAUUGGCAGUUUGGAGGGAUAUGUUGUGUAUCUUUAUACGUAUAUGCUUCUAAACUGUUGUAUUCUGAGCACCUUUGCAAAAGCAGUGAUAAUGUGUGAGUGUGGUGAAAGUGUUGAAUGAUGAUGAAAGUAUUUUCUUUUUGGGGAUUUUCUUUCUUUUUUGGGUCACCCUGCCUCGUUGGGAGACGGCCGACUUGUUGAAAAAAAAAAAAAAUGUAUAUUAAUAAGUAGAAGUAGCUUAGAAUUUUCAGCUUUGGGAAGGAAACUGUUUCCAGUGAUUCAGCUUGCCAUGAAUCCUUGAGGGGUGUCAUUUUGUACAUGAAUUAAAGGGAGUGAUUCCCCCUACUGGCACUGUACUGACUUGCAGUAGUGAGAUGAUAAUGGAAUUUUGAAACUGGCCCAAGGCUGGGCUGCAUGAGUAGGAAAACUCUCAAAACCCAUCACAGGUAUGUAUGUAGAUUAUGCAAAAUGAACAUUUGUGUUCUAUUCUUCAUAGGUACUUCAUGUACCAUAUCACUGAAGGAUUGUUGAUUGUGACAUUUUCUAAUUACUAUCACUACCACAUAUUAAUGCAGUAAGAAACCCCAUAAGUAGAGGUGGAAAUAUCCCUACUUGCCUGUUUCAGCUGCAACUAGUUCUUCACAUUUAAGGUUUGUUCUUAAAUGUAAAUAGUAGAUGUUCCACUGUAUGAGUAUAGUUAAAAAAUACAUUUAUUGUGCAGAUUUUAUUUUGUAUAUUUUAUAAAUUGUCUAUCUCCUUUCCCAUAAAUGGGUAAGAUUAAAUAGAGUAGCUUUCUCUGUUUCGUUACAUUCAAUGAAAUGAAGCAAAUAGCUUCUUCCACUCUGAAAAUAUUUGUCAUUGUUCAUUACUCUCAUGAAGUCAGUUUAUCUACUUUGAAGUCUCACUUUACACAUUCUCACAAUUUAUUCUAAAAGCCUUGCAUUACACAAUUCUAAGCCUUGCAAUAACUUCUAUAGCAUCUGUUAACAGCAUUGCACAGAUUUGUUGUUUAUAUCUUCCCCUGUAUAUUAAUAUCUGCAUCAUUCUCUUCAUUCAUCCCACAUGAUCAUAUUUUGCAACACAUCAGUUCCUUUCCUCCAUAUAAUGUACUGUAACAUUUGUUUCUGGUCCUAUUUUUGUAUUUUUAUCCAUGGAGACUUAAGCUGCAUAAAUAUAAAUUACUUUUUUUUUUUCCAUGAAAACUGUCAAAACACUUCCCACUUAUUUCAAAUUGCCAGCCUUACUAAACAUCACUAGUGCAUUUCAAAAUUUAUUUGUAAAUUACAAGAUCUCUUAACACUACUCAGUUUUUUUAUUCAGUCAGUGAAUUAGCAUAAUUCACAUGCAACAAACUUGCUAACUUUCUUUUAUCAUGAUUAAUUUUUAUUACUCUUAUGCUUCCUUGUUCAUCACGUGCAUAACCCUUGUCAGAUAGAUUUUAAAUAGCUGUGGUGUUCUACAGGUUUUUGGUGUACUCUAGAAAAAUUUCUCUUAAAACAUUCAGGAAGAAUUUCACUUCUGCAUUUAGCUGCCUUGUAACAAGAUUGUAAUCCCCCCCCCCUUUUUUUUUUCCCCUCAUUCUGUGCUAUCAAACUGGAUUAUUUGCCUUUCAGUAACAUUAAAAUUCAUCAUAUUUUUUGUUUCUUCCACUUUUAACACUUGGUUUAACCUUCUGUUUAAACUGGUCUGGUUUGCACAAGUCAUCAUCACUUCAGUGUAUUCAGUUCCCUAAAAAAAAUUUUACCUGAAGUAUUAAAUCUCUCCUCUAGCAUUUUAGUGUUCAUUUUUAUUUUCAUUCUACAGCUCUUAAUUUAAAUUCUUUUUAAGUACUAUUUUCAUUUCUAAUUCUUAAUCAUCUUGUGAUGUACAUAGCCUUUAUCAUAAAUUGAAAAUAAAUCAAUGUUUGCAAUAGUACAUUUGAUAUUUAAGUACCUCUUAUCCUGUUGCCACAAAUUUCCUUCCCAAGAACCUUUCCUGCCUGUUACUUGUGUCCUCUCUUCUCCAAAAUUUUAUAUUACACACAACACUGACUUCCUACAUGGUUUCUUAAGAAAUUAGUGUGGUCAUAAAUUCACCCAAAUCAUUGUAAGGGGUAUAUAUGACCAACACAACAUCCUGUUACAUAUGAAUUGUUAAUUACACGUUUCAGCUCUCGUAUAACAAAUUUUCCAGUAGAUGUCCCAUUGAUAAUUUAUAAACUCAUUUUGUACCUUCAAUUUACCUGCAGUAUCUUCCAAAGGUCCAGGUCAGUAACACAUUUCAUGUAAUCGUUGUUCAUGCAGAUGUUAUAAUCAUCUAUAUUACCUUCAUCUCAAAGGAUUCAAUAACCAUUGUUUUUGUUUUUCUUGCUCUGUUGUGCCAUAUUUAUACAGUAACAACUGUUCUGUGUACAGAAAUUUGUCACACUUGCAUGCUGUCUCGCCAAGAAUGUUUUAUCUCAGUGGUAUUUUUGCUGUCAUUUACUCUUGAGGUUUCAGGGAGAGAAGCAGCAUAGUGAUUUAAAACAGUACAGUACAUUAAUAUAUACAUACCAUAUGCAGUAUACUAAUUAGACAGUAGACAUGUGUCUUAAAUUUUCAGUUUCUAACAUCAGUUUUAUUUAAAACUCCAUAUUUGACCUCGAAUACCUCAGGUUCUGUGUACUGUAUGAUUUAUUUACAUAUUACAUAAUACAUUUUUAAUUUGUU
This is a messenger RNA of Cherax quadricarinatus, 7008 nucleotides long. Lineage: Eukaryota; Metazoa; Arthropoda; Malacostraca; Decapoda; Parastacidae. The record is from RefSeq and is a predicted model, not a curated record.